CUUAAUCGAAAAAUGGUGUACUUUUGGGCUUCAACUUCGUUCAAAACAGUCGACAGACGUCUACGACGUUUGUAUAACCACACACUAUUUUCUAUUGUUGCUCUUCAAUGGACGAUGUCACUUGAACAUGUGUCAAAUGUCUCCCCCAUUUCAAGCGAAUGCAUAUGCGUUGACGACAGAUUGCGAUCGUAUCCGUAUUAACGAAACAAAGUGCAUAACUCAGGCAAUUAGACAACGACCACCGCGGCGACGGCCACUGCGAUGGCUGUCAACGAGGACGCAACCGCCAUGGCAGACGACGGCGCGGCCGUGAUGGGGAGGCGGGUGGUGGUGGUAGGUCGCUUGGUGGUCGUGACGUCGGGUUCAAGGGUGGGCUCGUCGGUGGCAAACGGGGGUUCGGUGGUGAUCACUUCGGUGGUGGUGGGGACCGUCGUGUUGGUGCCGUUGAGACGGGAAGUUGAUGGAGGUCUGAUGGUCGUCGUGGUCGUCGUGGUCGCCGUGAUCAUGGCAGUGGUCGUGGGGACAAUGGUCGUGACGUUCUCGUCAUCAUUGCUGGGGACGGUCGUGAUGGGGACCUUGGUGGUGGCACCCGGUGUCGCAGUAGGCACGUCGAUGGCUUGGGACUUGGCCACGACCCAUCCCUUGAAGUCGAGUUGCAGUAGCGUUUUCACCGGCACACCCCACCAUUCGCAGUUGGCGGGGAUGGUCAGUCCCUGCAACUCCUUGACCAGCGCCGCGCAGUUGGGGUUCGCCGUGGCUUUGGCCAGUUGAGAUUCCGUCGGGGUCAGCGACGGGCUCGUGAUGAAUUCCGACAAGGAGAACCCAAUCACCUGGGUGCAUGGGAUCGCGUUUGCCGAGUUUUGAGCGGUGGACACAACUUGGUUGAUCUGGGCCGUGGUGCAUUGAAGGGCCGACGCAGAAGACGCGGCAAGCACCAUCACGGCGGUGGCGGCGGCAGAGCUCGAAGCGCGCAUGUUGAUGAUGGAGUCGAGGAGAG
Messenger RNA from Aphanomyces astaci, 997 nucleotides. RefSeq lists its product as hypothetical. The transcript has a single exon. The record is from RefSeq and is a predicted model, not a curated record. Lineage: Eukaryota; Oomycota; Saprolegniomycetes; Saprolegniales; Verrucalvaceae. Bases 262 to 771 code for a protein of 169 amino acids.